AAACUCAUCAGCAUUUGCACGAGUUCAUACUUACCCCCACAAGCAAGGAUCAUAAAAUAAUAGUAAUAUACUUUUGCUUGUAAAUUUCCACUUCUGAAUCUGAUCGAUUAUCAAUCCCAAAAAAACCGUCUUUCCAACAAAACAGUGCAAUCCUUGUUGAGUACACAUUUGCUCUUCUCUCCCUUGUUUUACCAGAUAAGGCCAAGAAUAUUCUCUGCCAAAUCACAAAUAUGAACUGGCCAUAUUAUCUUCUCCUAUUUUUAAUUCUCUUGUUCUUUACGUGCAAAAGUGGGACAUCCAAUUUAAGUAAAGUAUGUACCUUUAAAUGUUCCAUUGUUUGUUUGACAAGAAAAAAAUACAAAAGAAAAUUACCUAGCUAGAUCGAUCUGAAUUUGAAACCCACUGUUCCAUGAAUUUGGAAUGACUUGGGUAUUUUCUUAAUUAGAGGAACAGAAGUAAUGGCUAACAUAGGUACAUCACAUCAUAUUAUCAUUGUCACAUGUGCAUUAAAGGAACAAGCCACAUGGGGGUGUGGCUCAGUUCCAACCACAGCUGCCGCCGCCACCAGUACCACCAGCGAAACAUUGGUUGUUUUCUUUGGCAUAGCUAGACCGCCACCAUGAGCCUCUGCGAAACCUCGUUAAGUCCUACCUGCUAUACUUGCGCUGUUCACGCGCAGAAGACUAGGACUUCAUUCCAAAUUAAUUAAAAAGAAAAUUGACUUUGCAGUACUAUUCAAUAUGGUUAAGAAAUCUAUUUUUAAACC
Molecule: messenger RNA, 766 nt
Organism: Rubroshorea leprosula
Lineage: Eukaryota; Viridiplantae; Streptophyta; Magnoliopsida; Malvales; Dipterocarpaceae
Source: the annotation of a GenBank genome assembly